GGCCAAAACCUUUUUUUUAGUGGGAAUGGUGGACGACAAAAAUGGGCAGGGCUGAGGUUGUCUGCAUUUUGAAGCGCAGAAAGAAAAUGGCUUCCAUGGCGUCGCCAUAUUCUCACUCUCUAACCUCCAUCUACAACAAGAGAAGAUUCUCUUAUUACAAUGUUUCUUCUUCCUCCUCUCGCAUAUUCAGUUGCCAGAAGCAGCCCCAACAAGAAGAAGAUAGUUGUCUUCCCCAAAUGGGUCGCAGGGAGGUAAUACUGAGGAGCAGUGAAAUUGCAGUUCUUGGAGCCAUUUUCAGCUUCAGUGGGCCUAAGCCAAACUACUUGGGAGUGCAGAAGAGUCCUCUUGGCUUAGCGCUAUGCCCGGCCACCAACAACUGCAUUUCCACUUCUGAGAACAUCAGUGAUCUCACUCACUAUGCCCCUCCAUGGAACUACAACCCUGAAGAAAAACGUGGUAAAGUGAGCAGAGAAAAAGCCAUGAAAGAGCUUCUUGAAGUGAUCAAAUCCACAAAACCAGACAAGUCCACGCCAAAGAUUGUGGAGAAGAAAGAUGACUAUGUGCGUGUAGAAUAUCAAAGUCCUAUUCUCGGGCUUGUGGAUGAUGUUGAGUUCUGGUUCUCCCCUGGCAAGAAACCCCUGGUACAAUACAGGUCUGCAUCGCGUAAGGGAAGUUAUGACUUUGAUGUAAAUCGGAAGAGAAUCAAGGCUCUUAGAUUGGCAUUGGAGAAGAAGGGAUGGUCAUCAGAAGACACUGUUUGAGGAAUUUUAGUGAACACUGAUUCAUAAAUGUAGUUUUGCAAUUUCCCACAUAAAGACAAUGAUUUGUUCUACAGACAAUGACUGUUGAUUUUCAACUUUCUUCAAAUACAUAGAUGCUAAGGUUUUUUGUCUAACACAACCUAAGAUGUAAAUGUAGUGUGUUUUUAAGAUGACUAUAGGCCCAAUAUUCUAAUAAACUUUUUUGGGCCAAAAA
Molecule: messenger RNA, 975 nt
Organism: Ipomoea triloba (trilobed morning glory)
Lineage: Eukaryota; Viridiplantae; Streptophyta; Magnoliopsida; Solanales; Convolvulaceae
Exons: 7
Coding region: 42-761 (239 amino acids)
Source: RefSeq, a predicted model, not a curated record